AUGGCGAUGCGGCGCCCCAAGUCCGAGAUGUCGCCGCCGGCUCCACCUUCACCCUCCGACCAGAGAGAUGCUGUCAUCGAGGAGCUCCAGAAGGGCGCUCAGCUGGCGGAUUCUCUCAGGCGGCAGGUCGAGCUCAUCCCGGAGCCUGGCCGCCGCGACGCCGCGCUGGCCAACGUCAGCGACAUCUCCACGGCCCUGGCGUCGUCGCUCUCCGUCCUACAGUCCGAGAGAGAGCAGUACAGCUGCUCCUCCUCCGACGCCGCGACGGCCAAUGCUGCCGGCGCCUCCGGUGGCGGGGCUGUCAGGGCGCGAAAUGGUGCCUUGCGCAGCAGGAAGGCGAAGCAACGGCGAGGCGCCGAUGGACAGGAGCUUCCGAUCGAGGAGAUGCUCACGGAGACACCAGAAAAUGAUGGAUUCCACUGGAGGAAAUAUGGGGAGAAGAAGAUCCUAAAUGCUGAAUUUCCAAGGUUAUACUACAGAUGUGGAUAUAGCGACGAGCACAAAUGCCCGGCAAAGAAGUACGUGCAGCAGAAAAACAACAACGACCCUCCCGAGUUCUUGGUGACCCUCAUCGACAACCACACAUGCCAUACCUUGUUCCCAGCCGAAGCCAACCAACGAACAAUGAGCAGCUCAAGCAGCGCUAACUCGCAACUGCUCGACUUCACCAAAGCAUCACUCUCUUCAGCAGCUGGUGCUUCUAGGAUGAAGGAAGAGGAAGACACCGCAGCAGGAAUGUCUGUGACUGUUCCCAGCUACGCAUACGACGAGUUGUACUCUUCUUCCUCGCUACCAUUGCUGUCGCCAACGCAGUGGGAGAUGGAGAUGGAUAUCAAGUCACUCUACCAUCGUCACUCCGGAGGUGAUAGCUAUUAA
Lolium rigidum is the source of this 876-nucleotide messenger RNA. Its product is annotated as probable WRKY transcription factor 70. The transcript is spliced from 3 exons. Lineage: Eukaryota; Viridiplantae; Streptophyta; Magnoliopsida; Poales; Poaceae. Bases 1 to 876 code for a protein of 291 amino acids. Gene Ontology annotation, biological process: regulation of DNA-templated transcription. Gene Ontology annotation, molecular function: sequence-specific DNA binding; DNA-binding transcription factor activity. The record is from RefSeq and is a predicted model, not a curated record.